CACUGAUAGUUCAGCGCAGUCUUGGUGGAUGUGGGGUGGAAGUUAGACCUGGAUGAGGACUCUGAAGCACGAAGGGGACAAAUAAUCACCAAGGAGUAGACGAGGCAGGAUUCAGAGUCAGCAAGUGAUGGCUCCAGCAUCCUCUCUUCUCGCUGUCAUGAAAUCCCCGCAGGGCCUGCAUAAGGUUUUGAAUCCUGUACCGGAGGAACCCCACAGGACACUGGAACAGGAGAAGUAAAAGAAAGCCUGCCUUGGAAGCCACGCCUCCUCCUGAGGAGAUGCAGAGCCUCAGGACUGAGCAGACACAGGGACUACUGCCUCGAGACAGCAGGGCCUGGGAGAAGCCAUGCCACUCCACCUUCCCCAAGGACUGGGAGGCUGUGGAGGUCGGGGCCUCCAGCUGUGACAGUGAUGAGAAAGAUCUGUCCUCCCAAGAGACUGGGCUAUCUCAGGAAUGGAGCUCAGUAGAAGAAGAUGACGAGUCAGAGGACUCCCAGGGCUUUGUGGAGUGGUCCAAGGCUCCACAGCAAACAACCAUCGUGUUGGUAGUGUGUGUGCUGUUCUUAUUCUUGGUAUUAACUGGGAUGCCCAUGAUGCUUCACAUUUAACUAUCACAACAGCUGCUGUAUGGAGACAUGAGCCCUGUGUCGCGUUAAGAAACUGUCCUGGCUAGAAACCAGGAGUGGAUACUGAGCAUUAAGAAAUGCUUUUCACACAUCCAUUGAAAGAUUUAUUUUUAAUUCUGUAUAUGUGUGUGUAUCUUUGUGUGUAUAUGUGCUAUUGUGAGUGCAGUGCCUGCAGAGGCCAGCAGAGGGAGUUUGAGCCCCUGAAGCUAAAGUUGUAGGCAAUUGUGAGCUGCCUUUAUGGGUGCUGGGAACAGAGCUCUGGUUCUCUACAAGAGCAGUAAGUACCCUUAAAUGCUGAGCUGUGUCUAUAGCUUCAUGAGUUUUUUUUCCCAUAAAAUUUUUAUUAAGAGGUUUCUGUAUUUCUAAAAUUUAUUUAAAUGAAUACAAGGUUGAUUAUAAAAACACAUUAUUUUGUUUACUAUUGAGAAGUUUUGUAUACUCCUGGGCAAGAAAAAAAACCUGUGAAUUAAUUGGAAGACAUUCUGAAUUGGAAGACAUCUCUUCAGAGCAGCUGAAAAGUGUGCAGCUUAGGGUCAAUGUUGACCCAUCUCCCUAUGUUUUAAAAUUACCAUUGUAUAAUUUAACAUUUUGCUUGCCUGUGUUUUUUGUACCAUGUUUGCACCUGGUUCCUGUGGAGGCCAGAAGAAGGUGUUAGAUCUUUUAAAAUUGGAGUUACAGAUGGCUGUGAGCCACUAUGUGGG
Molecule: messenger RNA, 1327 nt
Organism: Mus caroli (Ryukyu mouse)
Lineage: Eukaryota; Metazoa; Chordata; Mammalia; Rodentia; Muridae
Gene: Smim17
Product: small integral membrane protein 17
Source: RefSeq, a predicted model, not a curated record